Dendrobium catenatum is the source of this 1724-nucleotide messenger RNA. Its product is annotated as glycerol-3-phosphate 2-O-acyltransferase 4. Gene Ontology annotation, molecular function: phosphatase activity; glycerol-3-phosphate 2-O-acyltransferase activity. Bases 104 to 1576 code for a protein of 490 amino acids. Gene Ontology annotation, biological process: cutin biosynthetic process. The transcript is spliced from 2 exons. The record is from RefSeq and is a predicted model, not a curated record. Lineage: Eukaryota; Viridiplantae; Streptophyta; Magnoliopsida; Asparagales; Orchidaceae. Gene Ontology annotation, cellular component: membrane.
AUAAAGCGCGCGCCCGUAUUUCCUUUCUCUUCACGCGCAAAAGCCCUCCCAAGCAGUGGAUUCUCGUUUCUCUCACUCGAGAAGAACGAAGCGCGGAUAAGCUAUGCCGGCCGUACACAGGCCCUUCCCCUCCAUCGCCGACUGCGACCUCUCCGGCCGCGAUGCCCACACCGUCGCCGCCGACCUCGACGGCACCCUCCUCGUCUCCCGCAGCUCCUUUCCUUACUUCUUCCUCCUCGCGGCAGAAGCUGGAAGCCUCUUCCGCGCCGCUGUCCUCCUUCUCUUAUCCCCGGUCAUUUUCUUCGUCUACAAACUGGCCUCCGAAGCCGCCGGAAUCCAGAUCAUGAUCUACAUCGCCGUCGCGGGAAUCCCGAUCCGAGACAUCGAGCUCGUCGCCCGCGCCGUCCUCCCGCGAUUCUACGCUGCUGAUGUCCGAAAGGAUAGUUAUCGGGCUUUCCGGGCGUGCGGGCGGCGAAGGGUGGUGGUGACGGCGAACCCAACGGUGAUUGUGGAGCCGUUUGUGAGGGAGUAUUUAGGCGGGGAUAUGGUGUUGGGAACGGAGUUGGAAGUGGAUUUGAAAACGGGGAAGGCUACAGGGCUCGUGGCCGGACCGGGGGUUUUAGUUGGGGGAAGGAAGAGGGAUGCGAUUGUGAAAGAAUUUGGGGAUGAUUUGCCGGAGCUGGGGAUUGGGGAUCGGGAAUCCGAUCAUGAUUUUAUGGCGAUCUGCAAGGAGGGUUAUAUGGUUCCACCAAACCGCGCCGCCCCGCGGGUGCCGGAGAGCGAGCUACAGAGCCGCACGAUUUUCCACGACGGCCGUCUCGUCCAGCGGCCCGAACCGCUAACAGCGCUCCUAAUCCUUCUCUGGUUCCCACUCGGCCUCUCCCUCGCCAUUUUCCGCAUAUUCUUCAACCUCCCUAUCCCCGUUCAACUGGUCCGCUACACCUACCGCCUCACCGGCAUCCGCCUCUCCAUCCGCGGCCUUCCUCCUCCGCCAUCGUCCCCCGGCUCCCUCCUCGUCUGCAACCACCGCACCGCCCUCGACCCCAUCCUUAUCAGCAUCGCCCUCGGCCGCUCCGUCUCCUGCGUAACCUACAGCAUCUCUCGCAUCUCCAGCAUGCUUUCCCCGAUUCCCAACGUCCCCCUCACCCGCGACCGCGCCACAGACGCAGCUCGCAUCUCCGAUCUCCUCCGCCACGGUGACGUCGUCGUCUGCCCGGAAGGGACGACUUGCCGCGAGCCAUUUUUGCUUCGAUUCAGCGCGCUUUUUGCGGAGCUCAGCGAUCGGAUCGUCCCCGUUGCCAUCAACACCAAGCAGAGCGUCUUCGUCGGGACCACUGUUAGGGGGUUUAAGUUCGCUGAUCCGUAUUUCUUCUUUAUGAAUCCGAGGCCGGAGUAUGAGGUGACUUUCUUGCCGGCGUUGAAAAAGGAGGAGACCUGCGGCGGCGGGAAGUCGCCGAUUGAGGUUGCCAAUCAUGUGCAGAAGGUGAUUGCGGAUGAGCUUGGGUUUCAGUGCACGGAGUUUACAAGGAAGGAUAAGUAUCUUAAGCUUGGAGGGUACGAUGGGAAGAAACGGUGAAAGAUGCUCACAACGUGUUCGACCAUAUGCCUCAUUACCGAUUUUUUUUUCAUUUUCUGGUAAUAGUCUGCGUCUAUGUUUUAAAUUAUUAUUAUUUUCUUUUCUUUUGUUGUGACAAUUAUUUUCUUUAUUUAUAUUGAGAUCUGAA